Spirodela intermedia is the source of this 15871-nucleotide messenger RNA. The record is from the annotation of a GenBank genome assembly. NCBI's taxonomy places the organism in Eukaryota, Viridiplantae, Streptophyta, Magnoliopsida, Alismatales, Araceae.
AUGAAAAGAGAAAAUAAGGGUGCAAAUGUCAAGAUGAUGUCAGCAGCCUGAUGAACGUGAAUUGGGUAAAAAUAGAGUUCCACUUGACGAUUCUUGCGUAACGAUUACAAACAAAUUAAUUGGUCAAAUUAAGAUCUAUAAAAGUUAUAAGAAUCCUUAUUUAAUAAAGAAGAGUUUCGAAAUUUGAAAUCAGACAAGGUAUCACUAAAUUAAGCAAAAAAUAAGUUGAAAGUUGGAAAGAUAGUUUCGGCCUCGCAACAACGAUCAUCAAAAUUUUUAUAUUUGAUAGGAUUAUUGAACAAUGUUUAUGGCCUCAAAGCUCUCCUUGGAUAUGAAUGACUAGACAUUCGUUAGAUCUCUUUUCAAAAUCUAGAAAAUGAUGGUAAAAUUUAAAUUAAUUAAAAAUAAUAAUAAAAUAGAGUUAUGGUGUCAUGGUGGUGAUGUGUCAAAAUUUUGAGUGUAUGAAAGGAAUAUCAAACAAUAUCCAUGGUCUCAAAGGUUCUCCUAAAAAUGGACAAUGUGAGUAAUCUCUAGAUCUUCUUGUAAAGUCUAGAAAUAAAUCAAGUAGGUUGACAAAUUAUCUUUGGCGAUUGUCACCUUACGAAACAAAAAAAUGACAACUUUACAAAUCUUUGACAACUAUGACCCAAUAGAGAUAAGUAUGAUGAAGGUGGGGGUACCUCUUAGGAAGCUUCAUCCUCAGGUAUGCAUAGCAUGAGGAAAUUUUUCAUCGCAUUUGGUACAUUCUCAAGAGGUGACAACUUGUCUCCUGAUGGAUCGCCUUCCUUUCGACGAUGACUUGUUGACAUGACUUAGUCAUUGUAUAGUAAAUCACGUAAAUUUAAAAUUUACAAAACUAGAAAAUACGAAUUUUUAGAUAUUUAGAAGUAUUUAUGAACAAAUAUAUCAAUUAUAAUUCAAUAAAACUUCUAGAAAUAGUGGUAAUUUUCCAAGUUGAUUGUGGGGAUGUAAUAUAAUAUCAGGUAAUUAUUCAAAAUUUUUCUCAAAGAAUACUAUUUUCUAUGAAUUUUACAAUAGAAAAUAAAAAUAAAAUAUAUUUAAAAUUUACAAAAAAAGAAAAUAAGGGUGCGAAUGUCAAGAUGAUGUCAGCACUCGGCGAACGCAAAUCGGGUGGAAACAGAGUUUCAUCAAGUGAUUCUUAUGUAAGUGAUUAUAUACGAUUUAAUUGAUCAAAUUAAGAUCUGUAAAAACUGAAAGAAUCGUAAUUGAAUGAAGUAUAUCUUGGUAAAUUUAAAUCACACAAAUUAUCACUAAAUGAAAUGAAAACUAAGUUGAAAGCAGUAAAACAGAGUUGCAACGUCACGAUGGCGAUGCGUCGGCGAUGCACUGGAAUCCUGAGCAUUUGGGAGGAUCGUCAUACAGUGUCCACAUCCUUAAAGGCUCUCCUUGGACAAGGGCAAUGUGGGCAAUCUCUUGAUCUCCUUGCAAAGUCUAGAGAUCAAUGAAAUAGGUCGUCGAACCAUCUCUGAUGGCUGUCACCCGGCGGAGCGGAAAAAUGACAACUUUGCGGCUCUCCGGCGGCUGUCACCCGAUAGAGAGUAGCUGGAUGGAGGUGGGGCGCGUGUUAGGGAGCUUCAUCCUCAAGUCCACGCAACAAGAGGAGGCUCUUCAUCGCAUUUGGUAUGCUCUUAGGAGGUGUACUCUUAGGAGGCAGCAAGAGAUCUAGUGAAUGCCUAGGGCAUCUAUGUUUAAGGAGAACUCUUAAGGUUGUGGACAUCAUACAAUAACCAUCCUAAACAUACAAAAUUCCAAAGAUCAUUGUCGCAAGGUUGGAACUCUAUCUUUUCUACUUUUAAUUUAAUGAUACUUUGUGUGAUUUCAAGUUUUAAAACUCUUCUUUAUUAAAUUAUAAUUAUUCUAAUUUUUAUAGAACUUAUUUUAACUAAUUAAAUCGUUUGUAAUCACUUAUGUAAGAAUCAUUAGAUAGAACUCUAUUUCUAUUCAAUUCACGUUCAUCGAAGUGCUAACAUCAUUCUGAUGCCCGCACCUUGUUUCUCUUUUUCAUGAAUUUUAAAUAUAUUUUAUUCAUUGCUUAAUUUAAAAUUUAUUAAAAAUUGUAUUCUUUGUAGAAAUUAUAAAAUAUUACCUGAUAUUAUAUUGCAUCCUAGUGAUCGAUGUGAAAAAAUCUUACUUUUGAAACUUUUCUUGAAAUAUAAUUGAUAUAUUUUUUCAUAAAUAAUUUUAAAUAUCUAAAAAUUAGUAUUUUUUAGUUUUAUAAAUAUUUAAAUUUGCGUGAUUUAUUUUAUAAUAACUAGGUCACGUCACUGUGUGAAUCGUGUUAAUGAGAUUUUCGCCAAUGAUUGAGCGAUUCUGAUGACUUAAUCAUUCACUAAUAGUCUAGAAAAAAUAUGAUUUAAUGAGACAAAAAUAUGAGUUUUGACUCUUGUAGGAUUUAAACCCUUAUUGAUCGCCUACCUAUAUGAGAGAGUGUGAAAUAAGUAGGUAAAUAUCGUUAUAAAGUGGUGACAUGACUUAGUCAUUUUAUAGUAAAUCACACAAAUUUAAAAUUUAUAAAACUAGAAAAUACGAAUUUUCAGAUAUUUAGAAGUAUUUCUGAACAAAUAUAUCAAUUAUAAUUCAAUAAAACUUCCAAAAAUAGCGGUAAUUUUCCAGAUCGAUCAUAGGGAUGUAAUAUAAUAUAUGGUAAUUAUUUAAAAUUUUCCUUAAAGAAUACUAUUUUCUAUAAGUUUUAUACUAGGAAAUGAAAAGAAAAUAUAUUUAAAAUUCACAAAAAAGGGAAAUAAGGGUGCGAAUGUCAAGAUGACAUCAGAUCUUGGUGAACGUGAAUCAGGCGAAAACAGAGUUCCACCCGGUGAUUCUUACAUAAGCGAUUACAAACGAUUUAGUUGAUCAAAUUAAGAUCUGUAAAAGCCAGAAGAAUCAUAAUUGAAUGAAGUAUAUCUUGGUAAAUUUAAAUCACAAAAUUAUCACUAAAUAAAGUGAAAAGUAAGUUGAAAGCAAGAAAACAGAGUUUCGGCAUCACGGCGGCGAUGCGUCGGCGAUACACCGGAAUCUUGAGCGUUUAGGAGGAUCGUCAUGUAAUGUCCACAGCCUCAAAGGCUCUCCUUAGACAAGAACGACGUGGGCAAUCUCUAGAUCUCCUUGCAAAGUCUAGAGAUCAAUGAAAUGGGUCGUCGAACCAUCUUCGGUGGCUGUCACCCGGUGGAGCAGAAAAACGGUGACUUUGCGGCUCUCUGGCGGCUAUCACCCGAUGGAGAUGAGCUAGAUGGAGGUGGGGCACGUGUUAGGGAGCUUCAUCCUCAAGUUCGCGCAACAAGAGGAGGCUCUUCAUCGCAUCUGGUACUCUCUUAAGAGGUGGCAGAUCGUCCUCUUCCCAACGACGGCUUGUUUGUCGAUCAAUCGGAGAUACUUUACUCGAUGGAUUUGUGAUCCUUUUAUCGCAAAUAGUUCAAUAAUUUUAGUAACAAUGCUCCGCGAAUCACAUUGACGAGAUUUUUGCUGAUGAUCCAACAAUUUUAGUAACAAUGCUUUACUCGAUGCCCCUAUCGGUCCUAGUCACUCGAGCCCUUGCUUGCGGCUCCUCCCCGACUGCACUUCCGACCCACUUGGGGGCCCGGCUGGCUGGCGGCUCCCCCUCAUUUUGUUUUAUUUUUAUUUUUAUUUCUUUUUCUUCAUUUAUCUCAAAAGUAAGACUGUAAAAAUCAUAUAAAUUCGUAUAAAAUCACAUAAUUACCCAAAAAUUCACAUUAAUCAACUAAAAACCACUUUUCACACUUUAACACAAAUAUAAGUCUAUUUAUCAUGAGUUAAGGCUAAAACUAUAUUAUUUACUAAUUAUUAACUCAUGAUAAUGAAGACUUAUCAAGUGACAUCAUAUGGGUAUUUCCUCAUAAAUAAAGGAUAUUUUUAGGUAUUAAAAUAAUUAAAAACUUUAUGAGAAGGUGUGACACUAAUUUAAUCUCACAUCAGUUAUUUCUCAAAUUUUGAGACGAAUAUAUAGUAAGAUGAGAUUAUGUGACCAAUAAGCCCCUCUCAAGUGUGUAUGACCAUUCCUUGCCCACACUUGGUUGACCAUUAGUGACGUGGAAGGGGAGUGACACACAUGUGUCCCCUACUGGUCCCUUUGUCACUUGAGCCCCUUACUUGCAGAUCCACCUGACUACACUUCUGACCCACUUGUAGGCCCAACUGGUUAGUGGGUUCCCCCCUUUUUCUUUCUAUUUUACUUUAUUUAUCUUCAUUUAUAUCUAAAAUAUGAUUACAAAAAUUAUAAAAAUUCAUAUAAAAUAACAUAAUUAGUGAAAAAUUCACAUUAACCAACUAAAAUUAUUUUUCAUAAUUUAACAUAAAUAUAAGUCUAUUUAUCAUAAGUUAAGAAUUUAAAUAUAUUAUUAAAUAAUUAUUAACUCAUGAUAAUGAAGACUUAUCACACCUCCCAACAUAAAUCAUUACUAGUCCCUUAGCAAUGGAAUUGUAAAAUUUAAUUAGAAUUUAAAAAUAAGUGAAGUAAGUGAUUUCUUCUCACAAAUCUUAUAAAUCAAGGUGUAAAAAUCUCUAUUAAACUCAAAUGAUCAAUUAAACUUUCACAUCAAGUAAAUACUAUUAAUCAAGAUUAUGAAGUGAAAAUCAAUAAAAUCAAUUCCAUGUUAUCUAUCAUGUAUCCAAUGAUUAUUUCAACAUUUAAUGCUAUUAAAUCAUUCUUCUAGCUCAAUAAUAAUCAUCCUAAUAUCUUUUGGUAUAACUCAAUCUAAUUGAUUUAAUUUUUCAUACAUGUAAUAUGAUGUAAGAAAAUUUUAAAUUAGAUAGUUCUGAAAAUUCUGCGUUUUAGUUUUAGUUCUAUUUUCAAUAACAAUUAAUUUGCCAAAAAUAAAUCAAAACUAUCCUCUUUGUAGCUAUAAUUUUCAAAUUUCAGAAAUAUAUGUCUAGGGGAUUGAAAUGUGAGAAAAUGUCUCUAAAAUUUUAAGUUUUGGAUUAUUUUUUCUGUUUUUUUGAAAAUUUGUAAAUUGUUUUUUGUAGUUUCUGACAGAAAAUAAGAAAAUAGACGUUAUUAUUUUUCUAAAUUUAUUUUAUUUUUAGUUAUUUUUACAGGUGAUCAUGAAAGAAAAUAUAAACAUAUGUUCUUAAUCAUUCUACAACAUAAAUUAAGACUUAAUACUUCACUCCUUAACUUAAAAAUGACAUUGUCCUCAAUGACACAAAAAAAUUGGAACACAAUAUGUAGUAAAUAUAAAUUUCAAGUGAAGCAUGCAUAUAUGCAAAUUUAAGUGUCUUACACUCUUCCUCCUGCACUUUUAUUUGAAAAAACUAAAUACAAAAACAAAAAAAAAUAGAACUUAAAAGGACAAAACAUAAUUAAUGAAAUAAAAACCAUGGGUUUCCUCUCGUGUAGUGCUGAAUUUAAAGUCUUCGGCUAGACAACUCUUAGAGCACAUAAGGUGAUAUAUGGCCAUCAAAAUAUAUUUGUAUCCCAAUGUAAGUUUCAUAAUAUUCUUUUUCAGAUUUAGAAUAAAUUCAUGUACUUCAUAUAUAUAUAUAUACCUUGAGAUACUUUUAGCCAUAUAAUUUUCAAAUUAGCUCUUACCCAAAUUAGCUCAUAAAAUGUGAUAAAUCUAAUUCUUCGACUCACCCAUUUCUUAAUGCACUCUUUCCUUACUCUAUUUAUCUUCCCCUACAUGUGUUCAAUUUGUGAGGAGUGAAUAUUUCAAAUUUAGACUUAAUUCUAAUGGGCUGUGGGUUUUGAAGGAUGGAAUAAUUAUCUACUUUAAUCUUAGAUGUAAUGAAUUUAUUAAAUUCAAAUUUUUUCUUUCAAAAUUAUCCCUAUUUUCAUCUUCAUUCUUUUCGUUUCUCUUGAUUAGUUGAAUCAACUCUUUUUCUAGUUUUUCAUUUCUCAGCUUAUCAAAUUUUUCAUCUUCUCAAGAGCUAUCUUCUAAUUUCGGUAUAUGAUAUGCAUCAUCAUUACUAUCAACAUCCAUUGGUGUAAAAUACUGAUUAGAUUUAUUAAUUUCAUCUCCAACAUCUCUCAACUCAACUAGUUUUUCCUCAUUCGAAAUAUAGUUUUUCUUAUUUUACUAAAAUUUAGAUGAUUUCUCCACAAUCAGCUGUUGUUUCUUAAUCUAAGGUUUCUUCCUCAUCAUCCUCACUAUAUUCAUUCAUCAAUCAUAAGUAAUAAAUAAUUUAAUUCAAUUUUUCUACAACUAUAUUUUCAGUCUUAAUAUUCUCAUUUACUUCUAAUGGCUCAUCUAUUUUCUCUAAUGAUUGGGAGUAAGGAUCAACUCCAAUAUUCUCACUCCACAAUGUAUUCACUAUCCUAACAUGUUCAUUUUGUGAGUUGUUUUCUAAAUUUGUCUAGCUACUCUCCUUAUUAAAAUUUUACUAUUGGGCAGUUUCUUAGAUUUUCUAUGGGCUAACUAGGUAGUUGUCCCUCCUCUCUCUUAUUUUCAAAAGCCUCUAUAAAUUUUUUUUAUUACAACAUCAUUUGACUCAUUUGCUACAUCAUAUUUAUAAAAUCAAGUUAGAUUUGAAAGGGCUGAGAUUUUUGAAAUCUAUUUUCUUAUUUUGGACAAAAUUUAGAACUUUAAUUGGGUCUAAGUGUUUCUUGAUUUUGAAUAUUAUUUCGGUGUCUUUAUGAAAAAUUAUUCAUCUAAUUAGGAUUAUAAAAAUUAGAAAAAGUUUUUUUAUUUUUAACAAAAUUGUGAGCUACAUGCACUUGUUCUUGUAUAGGCUGAAAUGAUUGAUCUAAAUUACAAUAUUAAAAUUCAGAAUGUUCAUUCCACCAUGCAUAGUGCAUGUAUUAUUUGAAUUAGAUUAGGAGUUAGGAGGCUUUCUAAUAUUGUCAAUAAGUAAAUUAAGUUUUUUUAAUCUUUGAUUAAUCUGAUUAACCUUAUUUCUUAAAUUAGUAUCAUCUUGAUGAUGCAAUUCAUAAUUUUUUUUCUUCUUAUCUUUUUAUAUAACUCAAAAGAUGCUUGAUCUCUGGAAUUUUUACUUAAAUUCUCAUAAAGGCCAUAAAUCUCAUUAGGGUUUUCUCCAUAAAAAUUCCUCUACAUGUAGAAUCAACUAUAUUUCUAUGUUAUUUAUAAUUUUUUUGACUUUUAUAGAAUUUAAUUUGACCCAUUAAAUUGUCUAUAAUCGCUUACCUAAAAAUCACCAUUUAUGUUUGUCUAGAUGUUGACAUCAUUCUGAUAUCUGCACCCUUAUUUUUCUUUUUCAUGAUUUUGUAAAUGUAUUUUAUAAUCAUCAUUUAGUCUAAAAAUGAUAAAAAAUAAUAUUCUUUAGAAAAAAUUGAAAUAUUUCUCAAUAUUAUCUUACAUCCCUCUGAUCAACUUGGAAAUUCUCUACUAUUUUUGGAACCUUUUAUCAAAUUAUAAUUGAUUACCUUUUUGUUGAAUAUUUUUAAAUUUUAAAAAAAAUUAAAAAUUAGUAUUUUCUAGUUUUAUAAAUUUUAAAUUCACAUGAUUAUUUAUACAACGACUAAGUCACGUCAAUAAAUCUCAUUCAUAUUAUUCUAAAAAAAUCAGGUGUAAUAGUUUCUAAAAAAACAGACGAAGAGAUCAAGACAAAACUCACCACUAGCUAGCAUGUUUGUAUUGACUAUAAAAAUCUCAAUGAAGUAACAAAGAAAGAUCAUUUUCCUUUACCCUUUAUUGAUCAGAUUUUAGAAUGUCUUAUAGGGCAACAUUAUUUCUAUUUUUUAGAUAGUUACUUAGUUUACAAUCAAAUUGAAUUUUUUUCCAAAAGAUCAAGAGAAGACGACGUUUAUCUAUCCAUUUAAAACAUAUGCAUUUACAAGGAUGCCAUUUGGAUUAUGCAACACACCAAAAACAUUUCACGAAUACAUGAGUGCAAUGUUUUCUAGUCUCAUGGGAGAUUGUCUUAAAAAUUUUAUGGAUGAUUUUUCUGUAUUUGGACAAAUAUUCGAUGAUUGUUUAACCAACCUGACUAAAGUAAUGCAGAUUUAUGUUGAUAAGAAACUCAUUCUAAGUUGAGAGAAGUCCCACUAUACGGUAAAGGAAGGUGUGGUGCUUGGGCAUGUAGUUAGUUAGUGUGGAUUGGAAGUGGACAAAGUGAAAAUUGAGGUAAUCAAAGACCUUCCUUUACCCACAUCUCUUAAACAAUUACAUACUUUCUUAGAACACGCAGGGUCUUAUAGAUGAUUCAUUGAAGGAUUUGUAAAUUUAGCUACACCCCUCACUCAAUUACUUUCUAAAGAUACUAAUUUUAUGAUUAGCACUGAAGGAAAAUAAAUUUUUGUGAGAGUGAAAUAAGUAUUGACAGAAGACCCAAUUUUACAAGGUCCUAAUUGAUGUCACCCUUUUGAAUUAAUGUGUGAUGCAUCAGAUUUUGUUGUAGGAGCAGUCCUAAACCAAUGAAUUGAUAAGAAAUCAGUCACCAUUCAUUAUGCGAGUAAAACUCUGGCUGAUGCUCAAUUAAAUUAGACUACGACAGAAAAAGAGUUGUUAGCUAUUGUAUUUUCUUUAGAUAAAUUUCAAUAAUACUUGUUGAACUAAGGUAAUUGUCUAUACGUAUCAUUCAGCCAUUAAGUUUCUUUUAGCCAAGAAAGAACCUAAACUGAGAUUAAUUUGAUGGAUACUUUUAUUACAAGAAUUUGAUUUAGACAUCAAGGAAAAGAAUGGCAGCAAGAAUUACAUCGCAAACCAUUUAUCUAGAUUUAUGUAUUUAAUAAUCUACCUAUUCUACACUCUUUUCCUAAUGAACAUUUACUAAAAGUUGAUACAUGUACACUACCAUAGUACAUGCAUAUUGUGAAUUAUUUGGUGACAAGUGUCCACACGUUGGUCAAUGAACAUGAAAUGUAAAUUCUUCAAUGACCUUAAGUUUAUUUUUAGGAAUAAUCUGAAUUAUUUCAUCUAGGAAUUGACAAAAUCUUGCACAAAUGUGUACUUGAAAAGAAACAAUUCAACAUGCUAACUAUGUGUCAUUCUUCAACAUGUGGUGGGGACAUUGUAUCCAAAAAGACUGCAACAAAAAUCUUGCAAUGUAGAUUUUAUUGGUGACGUGACUUAGUCGUUGUAUAGUAAAUCAUGUAAAUUUAAAUUUAUAAAACUAGAAAAUACUUAUUUUUAGAUAUUUAGAAGUAUUUCUGAACAAAUAUAUCAAUUAUAAUUUAAUCAAAACUUCAAAAAAUAGUGAUAAUUUUUCAAAUCGAUCAUAAGGAUGUAAUAUAAUAUCAAGUAAUGUUUUAGAAUUUUUCUCAAAGAAUAUGAGUUUUUAUGAAUUUUAUACUAAGAAAUAAAAAUAAAAUAUAUUUAAAAUUCACAAAAAAGGAAAAUAAGGGUGCGGACGUAAGGAUGACGUCAGCAUCCAACGAAUAUGAAUCGGGUUAAAAUAGUGUUCUACCUGGUGAUUUUUACGUAAGCGAUUAAAGGUAAAUUUAAUUGAUCAAAUUAAGAUCUAUAAAAGUCAAAAGAAUCGUAAUUGAAUGAAGUAUAGCUUAGUAAAUUUAAACCACACAAAUUAUCACUAAAUGAAGUAGAAAUUAAGUUGAAAGGAAAAUAGAGUUCUGGCAUUGCGGCGAUGAUGUAUUGACAAUGCACCAAAAUCUUGAGCAUUCAAGAGGAUCGUCGUGCAGUGUCUAUGACCUCGAAGACUUUCUUUGGACAAAGACGACAUGGGCAAUCUCUAGAUCUUCUUACAAAGUCUAGAGAUCAAUAAAAUAGGUUGUUGAAUCAUCUUCGGCGACUGUCACCCGGUGGAGUAGAAAAAUGAUGACUUUGUGACUUUCUAGCGGCUGUCACCCAAUGAAAAAGACUUAGAUGGAGGUGGGGUGUAUGUCAAGGAGUUUCAUCCUUAGAUCUGAGUAGCAAGAGAAGGCUCUUCAUUGCAUUCGGUACGCUCUUAAGAGGUGGUGACUUGUCUCUUAGUAGAUCAUCCUCUUCCUGACGACAACUUAUUCGUCGAUCAAUUGCAGAUGAUUUACUCGAUGGAUUCACAAUCUUUUUAUCGUGAAUCAUUCAAUAAUUUUAGUAACAAUGCUUUGUGAAUCACAUUGACGAGAUUUUCGCUGAUGAUCUAGUGAUUCUGACGGCUUAAUCCUUCACCGGUGAUCUACAGGAAAGUCGUGAUAAUCAAAUAAAAAUACGAGUUGACUCUAGGAGGAUUCAAGCCUAUACCAAUUGUCUGCUUACAUGAGAGAGAUUGAAAUAAGUAUUCUAAUACCCUUAUCAAGUGAUAUCAUCAUGGUAUAUCUCUAUUAUAAUUAAGGGGUAGUUUAGGUAUUAAAAUCUUCGAAACCUUUCGAGGGAAGGUGUGAUGAGGGUUUAGUCCAACAUCACUUAUGCGUCGAAGUUUCAAGUGAAUAUAUAGUAAUAUUACAUUUGCAAGCAAUGAGUCUCUUUCUCUUACGUGUACGACCACUUCUUGUCCUAGAGUCGGCUGACUACCGGUGACGUAGAAGGGGAGUGGUGCACACAUGCCUCCAUUGGUCCUAGCCACUUGAGCCCCUAUUCGUGGCUCCUCCUCGACUGCACUUCCGACCCGCUUGCAGGCCCGGUUGGCCAGUGGGUCCCCCCCACCCCCCAUUUCACUAUAUUUUUAUUUUUAUUUCUUUUUCUUCAUUUAUCUGAAAAAUAAGACUAUAAAAAUCAUAUAAAUUCUUAGAAAAUCACAUAAUUAGCCAAAAAAUUACGUUAAUCAACUGAAAACUAUUUUUCACACUUUAACACAAAUAUAAGUCUAUUUAUCAUGAGUUAAGGCUAAAAAUAUACUAUUUACUAAUUAUUAACUCAUGAUAAUGAAGACUUAUCAAUUGGCCUACUAUUUUUCAACAUUCUCAUCUUUUUUGCCAUGGUAAACAUCUCGAAAAAGGAUGAAAUCAAUCAAUUUUGGAGGUUGAAAUAUUUGACCUUUGGGGGAUCGAUUUUAUGAGUCCAUUCCCUUCUUCUACAUACAAUGAAUAUAUUCUAUUAUAUGUUGAUAAUAUUUUCAAAUGGGUAGAAACUAUCUCCACUAGAACCACUGAUCAUAAAAUUGUAUGCAAGUUCAUUGUGUAGAAUAUGUUUUCUAGAUUUAGAUGUCCUCGUGUUAUCAUUAGUGAUAGUGGAUCCUAUUUUAAUAAUUUUUACUUUUGAAAUUUGCUUAAAAAAUGUGAAGUAGAUCAUAGGAUUAUGACUCCAUAUCAUUCUCAAGCUAAUGGAUAGGUGAAAUUGAGAAAUUGAGAAAUAGAGAAAUAAAGAAGAUCAUAUGGCCUAAUGGUAAAGAUUAGGUUGAAAAACUUCUGAAUACACUAUGGGCUUACAAAACAACAUUUAAAAAUCCAAUUGACAUGUCUCCUUUUUGCCUAAUUUAUGGCAAAGUGUGUCAUUUACCUAUUGAAAUUGAGCAUCAUGUAUAUUGGGCCAUCAAAUAGCUUAAUCUUUCCUUAGAACAUGUAGGAAAGCAAUGUGUUCUUCAAUUGCAAGAAUUACAAGAGUUAAGAAAUGAAGCUUAUGAGAAUUCCAAUAUCUACGAGGCCAAACUUAAAGCAUUUCAAGACAAGAAAAUCAAUUGUAAAUCAUUUGUUAGAUAGGCCCACUGGGCCCACCAAGCUGAUAAUUAUAAAUUAAUAAUUACAUCUAUACAUUCAUAUCUUAUAUAUAGAUACUAAUUAAUGAGUAGAUAAUACUAUUAUACAUGUGUUACCAACUCAUUAUGAUAUUUAUAAUAUUUUAUCAUUUAAGUCCUAAUGUACAUUAUUUUAGUUAUUUUAUUUAUAUUAUGAGAUUAACUCCACGACUUUUAUGAACUAAAGUGGUAAUUCUCUCACAUUUUCUUGAUAAUUAUUUGAUUGCAAAGACUUAGGCGAGUUCUUAAUUUGAGUUAGAAGUAAUGGAAGAAGCCCAAGCCUUCAAUCCAAUGAAAAGCCCAAGUCUUAUAGAGUGAGUCGACCUAAUAUGUUUAUAGGCCCAAGAGAGGGUGUCACUUUGGCCUAGCCUAUUUGAACUUAAAAAGGCUAUCAAAAGAUAAGAUCUAAGCCAUCCAUCUUAGGGCACCUUAAGAUGAGAUUAAGAGAAGGAUUAGAGCGUCACCCUCAUGGAACUGGGCCAUCCAUUAAGAGAGUUGGUUAUUAAUCUUAAUUGUCCAUUGGAGGGGUCUAACUCUCGAGAGGAUUAAGGCAUCUCACCCCCCUCUUGGAGGGUGCUUUUUGGCUCUCUCUCUCUAGUAGUGGUUAGCUGAAGGAAACAGAAGGGAAAUCAAGGCCUGAUCAACUACAUUCUCAUGCCCAAGAUCAUUGUGGAGAAAAGAUUAUCUGGAGUGCAUCAAGAUCAUCAUGGAUCGAGUAUUACUCGGCCUAGGACUGAUGCACAACGAGGUUUGUGCAAGAUCUAGAUUUGGGCAUCCUUGUAAUCCUCUACAAGGAUAGAUUAACUUUUAAUUCGAACUAAUUUUAUCAUUUAUUCUAUCAUUCCAUUGCGUUAGAUCUAUUCUCUCCCCUUUGUCAUAUUUUUCACAACUCUUGUCUUCACUCUUUUACAUUUAAUUAUGUCUUUCACAAUCUCACGGAUAUAUAUAUAUAUAUAUAUAUAUCUAUAUAAGAAAUAAAAUAAAUAGAAUUCAUACUCUCAUUACCCACGCUACUUGAGGAUUGACCCUUACUUAUCCUAAGUAGAAGAGUGAGGUUUUAUAAAUAUUAUUUGCAUGAACUUGGUUGCAUCACGAUGAUGUAUGUGACCUCUAAUUCAAGUUCAUCACAAGCCUAUUUUAGACUUAAUCUCUCUACAUUCCUAUUCUUCCUCCACUAUCUCCACUUCUCCCUUUCUCUCUCUCUUUCUUCCUCUCUUCUAUAUAACCUCAUCACUCCUCUUCUUCAAUAUAUCAAUUCUCGGAUCUUUUUCUUCCUUUUGUCAACAUGGUAUUAGAGCCCUAAGGUUUCUCUGUCGCGUCACUCUACCUCUUCUUCUAUCUCGACAUCACAUAUCCUCUCGACACAAUCUCCUGUGGUGCCUCUUUGCAUGCUACUUGGUGCCCAGUAUGCAUAGCCCUGCACGCCUGCCGCACCUCCUGCCGCAUGCCACCUAUGUGUCUGUUUGGCACUUGCUUAGCACCGUCCUGCACGCUCGCCAGACACGUCGCUAUGCUUGUGUGCUUGACGGCACCAUCUCCCCCUAGUGUCCCGUGCAUUGACUGUAGGUUCCGCUUGCGCCGCCUAUGCCGCCUCCGACGUCACAUGCAGCUUUGGGGACGUCCUCUUCCAGCAUCAUCUCAUCUCCUGAUAAUCUUAAUCUAUGGAUCUGGUGGGUGAAUCCUCGAUGUCUCAGGUGCCUCCUUCACUAGUUCUUCAACUAGCCGUCACUUUUCCUCUAAUCGAGUUGGCUACUCCACAACACAACUCACUCGACUAGCAUAUGUCUUCAAUUGACAUAAUUAUAUAUCAUGGGCCUCCGGAUUUGAGCACUCUUGACAUCGCACAACCUUUUCCACCACUUAUCAACUUAUUUGCCUAGCCUCACUGAUCCAUCCUUUGCUUCAUGAUCUCAACUCAAUUCAACCAUCCUUACUUAGAUGCUUUAAAGUAUUGAGUUGAGUAUUACUAAGCCUCUCACUUGAAUUCACUUUGUGCAACAACUCUAGACGACAUUGGAAAACAUAUACAUCAACCAAAUGAAUAUCAGUCACAUGGUCGAGAUCUUCAAGUCAUUUAUUACUUGCAAGCAGGACAUCUCCUCACUUCAUACUCAUUUCAGUUGUCUCUAGGGCCUAAUAUAUGAGCUUGCCAUCUAUCAGCCUCCAACCACUGAUCUCUGGACAUUUGAGCACUACCAUCAAGAAUAUUUUAUUAGAGUCUAUUUUAGUGGACUUCACCCAUCGAUUACCUCUCAGAUUCAUAGGACGAUGUUCUCUAGAGACCGGAUACCUAAUAUCUCUCACAUUUUCUCCGUUGUACUUUGUGUGAGUACAAGCACUCUUCCUACUAUUGGUAACAUCACAUCUACUCAUUCGACAAUGAUUGUCUCUACUCCUCAAGCAUCACAUGACUCUUCUACUUUGAGACCAAAUAAUAAUCGUCUGCCACAAGAGAAGGGUUGUAAUUUCUUUCCUAUAUACAUCUAUUGACAAGUAGAACCACCCGUCCAACAAAUAUUGAAAAUAGUUCGAGAAGCCUAACUUUGCCCAACCAGCUCUCUUGCCUCCUUUACCAACUUCUCCGACGUCAUCUAGUGUUCCAUCUCUAACUUUUUAGGUGACAUUGACCUCCGCCGAGUAUGAAGCAUUAGGUCGCUCCAGUGGUACCAUGGCUCAUUCCUCAGCUAAUCUGACCUCGCUUCUGAGUCUUUCCAUGUCAGGUACACAUGCCCUUCUUGCAUCUUCAUCUUCAUCAUGGAUUAUUGACUCGGAGCCUCCACCUACAUGACUGGCACAACCACCAUUUUAUCAUCGUAUCAGCCUAUCUCUCAUCAUCCACUCGUUACUAUUGCCGAUGGCCAAACUUGUCCUGUCAAUGAACAUGGCAAUACUAUUGUUACCUCAAGUAUUCCUCUCAUCAAGGGUUUUUAUGUUCCUAGAUUUCCUACUAACCUCUUAUGUAUUAGUGCUAUUACCCAAGCUAUCCUUUGUUUCGUUAUAUUUUUUUCUUUUCAUUAUACCUUUCGGAAUCUGUAUACUGAGUUGAGGAUUAGCUUAGGGCAUGAGAAUGGAUGUGGUGUCUACGAACUAAUUUUUAAUGAAUCUUCUUUUGGCCUUUGGGCUCUUUUUGUUUCCUCUAUGACCACUUCAUCUCUUUUGUGACAUUAUUGUUUAAGACAUACUUGUUUUGAAAAUUCUUAAAAUAUUUUACCUUGUCUUUCUCUGAAUAAGUUUUUGUGUGAGUCAUGUCAAUUAGGUAAACACUAUCAUGGAUCAUAAUUGAAUCAAGACGAAAUUCUAUUCGCAAUACACUUUGACUUCAUUAAUUGUGAUGUUUGGGGUCCCUCUUGUAUUCUCUCAGGCCAUUGCUACUAUAUUGUCUUUGUUGAUGACUAUACUUGGGUGAGUUAGUUCUAUAUUCUUCAAGAUUGUAUCUAAGUUCACAUCAUAAUUGUUCACUUCAUUAUUGAGGUUAUCACUUAGUACUUGACGUGACUUAGUUGUAUAUUAAAUCACGCAAAUAUAAAAUUUAUAAAACUAGAAAAUAUGAAUUUUCAUAUAUUUAGAAGUAUUUCUGAACAAAUAUAUCAAUUCUAAUUCAAUAAAACUUCCAAAAAUAACGGUAAUUUUCCAAGUCGAUCACAAGGAUGUAAUAUAAUAUCUGGUAAUUAUUCAGAAUUUUCUUCAAAGAAUAAUAUUUUAUAUAAAUUUUAUACUAAGAAAUAAAAAAGAAAUGUAUUUAAAAUUCACGAAAAAAGGGAAAUAAGGGUGCAGACGUCAGGAUGACGUCAACACCCGGCGAACGCAAAUCGGGCAGAAACAAAGUUCUACCCGUGAUUCUUACGUAAGUGAUUACAGACGAUUUAAUUGAUCAAAUUAAGAUCUGUAAAAGCCGGAAGAAUCGUAAUGAAAUAGAGUAUAUCUUAGUAAAUUUAAAAUCAACAAAUUAUCACUAAAAGAAGCGGAAAUUAAGUUGAAAGCAGGAAAACAGAGUUCCGGCGAUGCGUCGGCGAUGCACUAGAAUCCUGAGCGUUCGGGAGGAUUGUCGUGCAGUGUCCACGGCCUCGAAGGCUCCCCUUGGACAAGGACGAUCUGGGCAAACUCUAGAUCUCCUUACAAAGUCUAGAGAUUAAUGAAAUGGGUCAUCGAAUCGUCUCCGGCGGCUGUCACCCCGUGGGGCGGAAAAACGACGACUUUGCGGCUCUUUGGCGGCUGUCACCCGACGGAGAAGAGCUAGAUGGAGGUGGGGCGCGUGUCAAGGAGCUUCAUCCUCAAGUCCGCGCAACAAGAGGAGGCUCUUCAUCGCAUCUGGUACGCUCUCAGGAGGUGGUGA